CAGUCUACUGAAAAAAUCAACUUGGUGUGAGAAUUAGUUUAGAAUUGGCUAGGUGAUUUUUACAGCUCUUUCACUGCAUUUGUUAAUCUUUAACAUUUGGUCAGUGAACAAUCCGUGAAUGUAGAGCGCUUGCUGUAGAGUUUUCUGUGGUCAUUGUACAGUCCUUUCCUCCCAGAUAACUUUAGGAAGUUCUUUGUUUUAUUGAAAAGAAAGACUUCAAACUGAAGUGCGCGACACACCUUAACCCCUCCUGUGUUCACACAGGAGACACGGGACACAGAUCAGUGAUAAGAGCAGACUCCACUUCCUCCAUCUGUGUAGGCAGCUGUAUAAAUCCAUAAGUGUGCUUAUAGUGUCAAAGCUCAGGUGGUGAUAUAUUGUGUGGAGGUGACCGAGCGUUCAUGAAGGGUAAUGUGAGGGAAGCAUUACCUCACUGGGGCCGUUUCUCUCCCUCCUGUGGCCACACCUCCAACAUCAGACCAUAUCAGCCAAGAGGGAAAAAACACAUGGAAGAGGGAAAGAGGCAGUUGGAGAAUGACUAAGGAAUUUGGUGUAAACCGGAAAAUCGAAUAACUUUCGUUACUCGAGUUAAAGUAGUAGUAGAGUGCGUGGGUUCAUUGUUAAGCAAGCAUCUGCCUGGAGGAUGUUAAAUGGACACGAGAUAAAUAUCACAUGUUUCCAGCGUGAGGUUCAAGGUGCUUUUGUGCAGUCAAACGUGAAGCUGACGUCAGUGAAAAUGCUGGAGACGGUAAAAAGCAGAGUGCUGGAGGUCUACGAAAACCUCUUAGCAGGAAGAGACCCUCGUUUGAAGGAUUACCUUCUAAUGGGGAGUCCAGUCAGUAUGUCUGCUAUUCUACUUGCUUAUCUUUUCUUCGCACUGUACGCUGGCCCUAAGUUUAUGGCCAACCGCAAACCCUUCCAGCUGAAAGAAGCGAUGAUCAUCUACAACCUGUCCUUGGUUGGCCUGUCUGCAUAUAUCGUAUAUGAGGUGAGCGUCAGGAGAUGUUGGUUCUGUUAGGUGGCGUGAUCUGGGAUGUGUUUGAACUUGAAUGCACGUGUUUGUUUGCCUGCGUUGACUCAG
This is a messenger RNA of Sinocyclocheilus grahami, 1081 nucleotides long. RefSeq names its product elongation of very long chain fatty acids protein 1-like. The coding region runs from base 644 to 1018 and encodes 124 amino acids. The transcript is spliced from 3 exons. Gene Ontology annotation, cellular component: endoplasmic reticulum membrane. The record is from RefSeq and is a predicted model, not a curated record. NCBI's taxonomy places the organism in Eukaryota, Metazoa, Chordata, Actinopteri, Cypriniformes, Cyprinidae. Gene Ontology annotation, molecular function: fatty acid elongase activity. Gene Ontology annotation, biological process: fatty acid elongation, polyunsaturated fatty acid; sphingolipid biosynthetic process; fatty acid elongation, saturated fatty acid.